AUGACCAAAUCACCCAUAUUAAAAAUGUCAACAUACGAUGCAGCCGCAACCGAAACUUGGAUCAAGUGUGGUGAAUGUGCAACCACCUUGGGUUUAAUUGUUCCAGCAAUCAAAUCGUUUGAAAGUGCCGUCAAUAGAGAUCCUUCAAACCCUACCGCAUUGAUUGGAUUAAGUUCUGCAUUGAGAUUAAAUGAUAUUAGUUUAAAUGAAACCAUUGGUUCUCAAUCAGCCAUUGAAAAAUUAAACAAAUCACUUGAAUCUUUUCCAAAUUUAUUGAAACAAGCAAAUAUUUUUAAAGAAUUGUGCGAAUGUUAUUUAUUAGUUGGAUUAAAUGAUCAAGCUUACCAAGCUAUUCAAUCAGGUGUCAAUUUGGCUCCUCAAGAUCCUUCCUUAUGGUUAUUAAUGGCACAAACUUUAAUCAGAGCAGGUGCCAGAAGCCAUGCCACCGGUACUUUGGCUCACUGUUUAUCCCUUUUGCCGGAUGGUAAAUUUUCUCCUAGUGAUAUAGAAACCGCAAGAGCAGCUCAUGCUGAAUUGGCUGCUAUUUCAGCUGCCGAUGGUAACAUUGAACUUUCAAUUAAAGAAUUGAGAGCAUCUUUGGAAUUACCUCCACCACCUUUAUCAAGAAUGGAUGAAUACGUUGCUUUAAUAUGUGCUUUAGCCACUGCAUUAGAAAGAGAAAAUGAUAUACCGGGAGCCACCAAGGUUUGUGAAGAUGGAGAAAUGGUUGUUGGAAAUUCUCCAAGAUUAUUAAUGGCUCAUGCGUAUCUUUUAUUGUACUCCAAAAAUGGAGCAGAACAAGCUAUUAACUUGUUGACUAAAGUUGUCAAUUUAGAAAAUGAAAGUGCUACUCAAGAAGGAUCUGAUUUCUUGCCAUGGUAUUUGUUAGGAAAAGCCUAUUCAUACUUGGAUCCUCGUGCUGCUUAUGAUUGUUAUCAAGUAGCAUUGAGAUGCGCGUCAAAUUGUUCUAUCAUUUGGUUAGCAGUUGGUAAACUAUACUUGGAAUUGAAGCAAUUGAAGGAUGCAUUGGAAGCUUAUUCACAAGCUUUGAAAUUACAAAUUGGAGAUGGAUCUCAUGGAACUGCCACAGCAUGGGAUGGAUUAAGUUGUGUUUAUGAAAGAUGUGAAGACCAAUUAAUGGAUGCAUCUGAUGCAUGUAAUAGAGCAGCAGCUUGUUUUAAAGCCAUUGGAGAUGUUAAGAACAGUCAGUUUUUUGAAGAAAGAGCUAAUGCAUUGAUCAAGGCAUCCAAGAAAGAAGGUCCAAUGUUAGAUUUACGUGAACCUCCGGAUGUACCAACUUUUUUAAUUACAGAAUUAGUUGCUUUAGCACCAAACGAAAGAAUUUCAUAUACUCAACAACAAUUACAAGCUCAACAACAAGCUCAGGAACAAGCUCAAGAACAAGCACAACUACAAGCCCAACAACAAGCACAACUACAAGCUCAACAACAAGCACAGGCCCAAGCUCAAGCCCAAGCCCAAGCACAAGCACAAGCCCAAGCACAAGCCCAAGCCCAAGCCCAAGCACAGGCCCAGGCCCAAGCACAAGCACAAGCCCAAGCCCAAGCACAAGCACAGGCACAGGCACAGGCACAGGCACAGGCACAGGCACAGGCACAGGCACAGGCACAGGCACAAGCCCAAGCCCAAGCUCAGCAACAACAACAACAACAGGCCCAACAGCAGCAACAACAACAACAUCAUCAUCACCCAUCACAAGAUACAUCGCGAAACAGCCCGCAAGUGCCAAUACAUACACCACAACAACAAGCUAUACAAUACCAAGGUCCACCACCUCCACAAGGACAACCACCACAGCAGCAACAACUGUACCUUUAUCCAAUGCAAAAGAAUUCUCCACGUCCACCUCAAUUGGCUACUCCACAAAUACAACAUGCUUGGUCACCACAACCUCAACAACAGGGUCCACCACCUCCACCGCCACAAGGACAACCACCACAACAACAGCAGCAGCAACAACAGCAACAACCACAGGGUCCCUCACCUCAGCAACAAGGACCUCCUCCACCACAGGGCCAACCACAACCACCACAACAAUAUUUCUACCCACCUCCACCUCCUCAAGGACAACCUUCACAAGGUCAACCAAAUGGAGGCCCACACCGUUCACCAAUGAAUCCAACACAAAUCAUCCCUGCUGGUGCAACUCCUUAUCAAAUGGGCCCUGGUGGUCCCAACUCUGUUCCACCUGGUUAUUAUGGGUACGUUCCUAUUCCAGGUGGUGUUCAUAAUCUGCAAUAUACAUCACCAACAUGGAGAAGAUAG
This is a messenger RNA of Candida tropicalis MYA-3404, 2286 nucleotides long. RefSeq names its product Tcc1p (gene TCC1). The transcript has a single exon. The coding region runs from base 1 to 2286 and encodes 761 amino acids. The record is from RefSeq and is a predicted model, not a curated record. Lineage: Eukaryota; Fungi; Ascomycota; Pichiomycetes; Serinales; Debaryomycetaceae. Gene Ontology annotation, biological process: regulation of gene expression. Gene Ontology annotation, molecular function: protein binding; RNA polymerase II cis-regulatory region sequence-specific DNA binding; chromatin DNA binding.